Messenger RNA from Sitodiplosis mosellana (orange wheat blossom midge), 2463 nucleotides. Its product is annotated as venom allergen 5. The record is from RefSeq and is a predicted model, not a curated record. The transcript is spliced from 4 exons. Gene Ontology annotation, cellular component: extracellular region. Bases 629 to 1636 code for a protein of 335 amino acids. Lineage: Eukaryota; Metazoa; Arthropoda; Insecta; Diptera; Cecidomyiidae.
CUACACUAGUGCGGUUGGGAGCUUCGACGCUUAUAAAAGCGAUGUGUCUAAAACUUCUCGAUCAUUAGACGACUAGGCGUCUCAGUUGUUACGAUAUUUAAGAACAGCUCCGACAAAAAUUUUCGAGACUGUGCUUCUUCAUUUGAUGAAAUAAAUUCGUAAAAAACUGAGAUAUUUAGCAACUAUUGAUGCAUUUUUAAUAUUUGCCACUAAGCUGGGAUUGAAAUCCGCGUAGUGAAUUUUAUUCGGGAAAAGUCGUUAAAUUUUCCAAUCGUGUGUUCCGUAGACGAAGUCAAAGUGUAUUUAAAAGAAAUCAAAUCGAUUGAAAACAUAUUAUCAAUCGAUUGACAGUUUUGUUCCCGAAUCAAAAUAAAGAGGAAAAUCAACGAAAAUUCAUCGGAAAAAUCAUUUCUAAAUUGAUUUUAUACCGCACUUGGAGUUCGUUUUUUUUUUUUUUUUGGCAAAUUGCUAUCACAGUGAAUUUUAACUAAAUUCUACCUAUUAAAAUAAUAGUGUGGGUGAUUCUCAGUUGAAAGCAAACAUAUUCUUCUGGAACUCAUCCGUCUACUCAAUCAAAUACAUCAGUCAUAAUUGUGAAUAAAGUAAAAAAAUAAUAAUAAUAACAAUAAUGGAUAAACAAUCAACACUCUUCUGUCUAUUUUUCGUGGCCGCUACAUUUAUCAGCGUGACAGAAUCAUGUCAUGGUGGUUCUCUCAUAACAACCGGAAUCACAGAAGCUCAAAAGUAUGAGAUUCUCGAGGCUCAUAACCGGCUUCGAUCACAAGUUGCACAAGGCCAAGUCCCAGGCCAACCGAGCGCUCAAAAUAUGCGUGAAAUGCAUUGGGAUGAGGAAUUAGCACAAAGAGCACAACAAUGGGCUAAUCAAUGCCACUUUGAACACGACCCAAGCAGAAAUACAAACCGUUUCAUAAUGGGUCAAAACUUGGCAAUCGUCUGGAGUACAGUUCCACUACAAAGCUACGUUAGUUUUUCGUCUCGUAUCCAAAACUGGUUCAAUGAAGUUCAAAAAUACGCUUGGGGAUCCAGAUGGUCAUCGAAAACUGGUCAUUAUUCGCAAUUAGUCUGGGGCAACACCAAUUUAGUUGGAUGUGGCUACUCAUACUACCAAGAUGGAACCCGUUUCAAUAAGCUUUGGGUGUGCAACUACGGACCAGGCGGUAACGUUGUCGGCCAUCAACCAUACGCAGUUGGACCACCAUCGUGCACAAGCUAUGGUAUGCUCCCAUCAUCAAGAUAUUCAGGAUUGUGUGUUACUACUUCGACUGGAUACACCGCAAACAACGAAAUUUACACCCAAAAUACAUACACUAUCAAAUCGGAACGUAUCAAUCCAACUGUCUAUCAACCAGCUCAAACAAGCCCAAGCUACAGUUCAUACACCCAACCACGAACAACUGCCGUCCAAGCAUACCAGCAAGCUCUGCAAACGUAUCAAAAUCCACAACAAUCAUACAACCAAGCCCAACAAAGCUAUCUAUCUGCUCUGUCAGCCUACACUCAAGCAUACUCAACACCACAAAUAUCGUCAACACCACAAAUAUCGUCAACGCCGUCAUACUCUUACCCAAGCAGCUCAGCUGUUGCCAGUUACGACUGGAGCGCGUACUUUGGAUAAAUCCGAUUUUUUUCACAUCAUAUUUUUUCUAAUUUAAAGUAACUUUUCUUUCAAAAAACGCCCCCAGAACAAAUCGCGACAUCUUUUCAUUGCAUUUUGAAAUUUUCGCCCAAUUCGCAAAUUAUUGUCUAGUUGAAAAAAAGAAAAUUUGUCCCAAUUUUUUCAUUAUCACUCGUUUGCAUUAUCAUACAUUUAGGAUUUAGUACUUGAAAAAAUAAAACUGAAAAGAUAUCGAAAGUCGCAACUAACCGGAAAAAAGAUGACACAUCUGCAAGAACCAAAUGAUUCAGAUUUAUGGGACAAAUUGUAAUUAAAAUCUCAUUAGUACGCGCGUUUAUCAUUCGGGUUAUACAUUACCCGUUCUUAAGUCAAGUAUAGAAGAAAAAUAUCAUAUGAAAGGUAUACGACGACGACGAAACUGUAGUCAAAGUGUAAGCUGAAAGCCGAUAGUAUUGAUGCUGGUUCAUCAAAAUCGAACGAGAACAAACAAAUAAGGGUUAUUUAAUACUGAAAAAGGGAAUAAUGUGGAAUCGACUCGCUAACUUCAACUUGGAAUGAAAAAAAAAAGAAAGAAGAAAGAUUAGGCGGGAAGAAUACCAUAUCCAGACAUAGAUUCUUCACUUCCACAAACACAAACACAAACACACAUACAAGCACACACACACACACACACAACACACACACACAACACAAAUCAAAAUUGCCGCUAGCAAAUAUUUGUAUCAAAUAUUUGUUUAUCUAGAAAGUAUUUUUUAUUGAAAUUUUUGUAUGGAUUGAUAUGCUGAUAGAAGAAAUAUAAAAGCAAUGAAAGCAAACAAAAAAAAAAC